Messenger RNA from Megalobrama amblycephala (Wuchang bream), 4503 nucleotides. RefSeq names its product coiled-coil domain containing 85C, b (gene ccdc85cb). Lineage: Eukaryota; Metazoa; Chordata; Actinopteri; Cypriniformes; Xenocyprididae. Gene Ontology annotation, cellular component: apical junction complex. The coding region runs from base 586 to 1788 and encodes 400 amino acids. The record is from RefSeq and is a predicted model, not a curated record. The transcript has 7 exons.
CUCUCAUCUCUGAACCUGCUCAGAUCCGCUCGGAUCAUUUCACACCAGUCCAGGGGAAGAACUGAACCCGAGACCCUGAACAUUGACACACGUGAGGAGUUAAACUUGCAAACCCCUUCUGAUCUGAUCUUUGAAGCUUCCGAUUAAUUUUAAUGUAAAUGCAGACAUGUUAUUUUUAAGAAGGCGGUGUUUAUGUUUAUUAUUUUUUUAAAUAUUGCGCUUGAAACCUCUAUCGUUAAGCUCAUUCGUGUCUAAAGGAAUUUUUUCAUGAGAAAAACCGCGUUUCAUUGACAACGAUGCUCGUGGAUUUAUAUAUCGCGCACGUUUUAGGAUAUUUAAAAACAUGUAAGAUUGCAAAGUUAGUGGUAAGUGAGGCGUUAAUAAAGGUGAUAGUUUGAAAAUAAAUUUUCCGGAAUACAAAUCAGUUUAUGUAACGUUACAGUCCUGUGAAUAUUUAAAUCAUUUAACGUUACUACUACAUGAAUCCUUUGGUUUUUAAUGCGUUUUUAUAUUGCGCUUUUUUGGAGGGAUUAUGUUAGAUCUAUGUUGAAUAUUUCACCCUGAGACUGUUCCUCUUUAAGAGUCAUGAUGGCAAAACAUUGUCCUAAUGAUGACCUGAGUAAGAUCUCUGAUGAUGAACUGAUCAGAUGGAGCAAAGAGGACUUGAUCAAGAGACUGAGAAAGGUUGACAGUGAGAAGAUGAACCUGAUGCUGGAGCAUGGGAACAUGAUGAAGGACAUCAACCGCAGACUGCAGGUGCACCUCCAUGAGAUCCGUAAUCUAAAGGAUAUCAAUCAGAAACUGCAAGACGAUAACCAGGAGCUCAGGGAACUCUGCUGCUUUCUCGAUGAUGAUCGGCAGAAAGGUAAGAAGCUGUCUCGGGAAUGGCAGAGGUUUGGGAGGUAUACGGCAAGCUCCGUGUGGAAAGAGGUGAGCACGUAUCAGCAGAAACUCAAGGACCUAGAGGUUAACCAGGAAAACAUUCUUCGGGAGAACGCAGAACUAAAGGAAAUCAUUCUCAUGUUGGAUGAAGAUAGGAAUGGAGCUGGAUCUAGGAGUUCUAUUGACAGCCAGUCCAGUCUGAGCAACCUAAAUGGAGGUUCGGGCACUGUCAGAGAUGUAGGUGAUGGGAGCAGUACCUCCAGUGCUGGAAGUGCUGGCAGCCCAGACCAUCAUCAUAAUCAUAUGCACAAGACUGUAGAACCCAAGAUUGGCACCAUAAGACGAUCUAUGGAUGAUCUCUCCGCUCCACAUCAUCACAGGAGCAUCCCCAAUGGACUCAAUGAUGCAUCCUCAAACUACAUUCGCCAGCUGGAAACCAAGGUCCGGAUUCUAGAGGACAAUAACAACAAACUGCUUUCACAACCCUGUAGCCGUUAUAGCUUAUCAAAGCUGUCCAUGAAGUGUAAUCCAGGAGACCUGCGAGCCCUGCGGAAGGGUAUGACUCUCUACCACUCAGAAUCACAGCUGUCCUCCCUCCCCCAGAGGCAGGAGGCCCUGCUGAAUGGAACUGGAAGACUACAGACCAGUGAAUCUUCUCCCUCCACUGGGUUUAUCUCAUCUGUACAGAAACCUGAAGCUGUGGUUCAUGCAAUGAAGGUUCUGGAGGUCCAUGAUAAUCUGGACAAGCAGCUUCCAGAAGAAAGUGAGGAAGACCUGAGUGAGAAAGAGAAAGCCAUAGUGCGAGAGAUGUGCAACGUGGUGUGGCGAAAGCUGGGUGAUGCAGCAGGAUCAAAGCCGUCCAUCCGACAGCAGCUCUCUGGGAAUCAGUUCAAAGGUCCUCUAUAGCAUAUGAGGAACAUUCCUCCUUCUGUUCAUCCACCUUGAAACUCCAACAGGGCCAAACUGAGAAACCACUCACAGCAACAACAGGCAACAUGAACACUCCUGUCCACAACCAUCUUCCAUGUCAAGUCAUUUGGAGUCGAACUUGCCAUUGACAUUGGAUCACUCCGCACCAGUUUUCAGAUAGUAGCCAUGUUUUAUAUUCAGUCAGUAGGUGAACAUUAUAAGCAAUAAUCUGCAUGGAAAUAACAUUGUUUGAUUAUUAAUUAUAUUUUUUUUAUUAUGGAUCUUGUUUGAAUUCAUGGCCUUGGCCCAAAUGGCACAUCGUCUAUGAACCAGCAGUCAUUGACAGUUACCCAACAGUCAAUGUGGUCUCCACAAAGAACCAUAAAGGACGGUACCCAUUUGGGACAAGGCCCAUGAAGUGUUUACAACUGGCAGCUAGUCAUGUUCAGUCAGUUUGCCUCAUUUGUAUUAUUAUUAUUUUUUUUUUUUUUUACUUAACAGUGAUGUCAGAAAACUCAUUAUUGUGUCCUUACAAUCUUCUAUACAAUGUUGGGUCCAUCAAACUUCCAGAGCAAAAUGGGCGAUACCAGAUAAGGCUCACUCCACUCCACUGUGUUCUGGUACCCUUUCUGUGCAUCAGUAACGUACAGAAAUGACUCUGAAAGACAAUGUAAGAUAUGUACAAAAGCUUUAAAUCACUUUAUUAUUAUGUUGUCUUUUUAAGUCUUUUUACUUUUUCUAGUGGCUGUUUUUAACUCAACAGCGUAUGGGGUUUCUUAACAGCGCAACACUUUUUAAACAAUGCAGCUGAGACACAAUAACAGCACAAUACAUGCUAAAUAUGAUUUUCCCUGUUCUUGUAUAAAAAACAGCUGGUGGUCACAACUGAAAUCCAUUGUUUUUGUAUGUUUAAGAUGUCAAAUUUCAAAACAGUGUGCUGUGCAUGCUUGACAAUCACGUCUCUCAGGUCUGGGGAAAUUACAAGUGUACGUCAAAAUCAUGUGGCUGAAACAAUAGAUUUGUCCUUUUUCCAGCCUUUUUGUUUAUAUCCAUGAUUACAGUUGGUUGAGAAUGGCACUGAAUCCAUUUGAACUGACCCUUUAACAGUCAAGACUAAUAUAUUGACAGAAAUCAUUGUGGUAACCUAAUGUUUAAAGAUCUAAGCUGUCCGGUUCAACCCUAAGUAGGGGUGACCUUCAAAUCUAAGACUCCUCUAAGGCCCUUUCAUGUCAUGCAGGUCAAGGCAUAACACACCACCAGUGUUGGCGGUAAUGCAUUGCUUUUUUCAAGUAACUAGUAAAGUAACAUUACAUUUAAAUUUACUACAAAAUAUCAGUUAGUUACUUUUUCAAAUUAGUAACGCAAAUUACUUUGUUUUAUUUUUUUAUUGACUGACAGCUCUCCUGUCCCCAUGUUGAGAGAAAUCAGAAGUAAUGCUGCCUUCACGUGCUCUCGGAAUUAUCGUAAAUACGAGUUUCCUAGGUAAAAAUUGCACAUGAAUGCCCUCCAAUUUCCAAUUUAGAAUAUGGAGUUACAUGUAGAACGACCACCAUUCACAAAGUUAUUCAUGUUUUCCACCCUUUGCUUGUUGGCUUAUUCAGUAUUUUGGCUAAUUUGAUAAUGUUUUCAGUUCUCAUUGUGUAGUGUAGUACUUUCAUCACUAUAUGACGAAUUUUAUGUUUAAAUUCCACACAUUUUCCCUCAAAAGCCUGCAGGGCCUGCUAUUCAACAGAGAACAAGCAGCAAUCCUAAGUAGUGAUCAAGGAUAUAGCAAGUGAUAUUUAGCUAAUUUAAAUGCAUGUCAGCAACUGUUUAAUGUAUGUGAGUCUCUUUUUUUCUGCUAUUUUCUUUCAAUGUCAGAUAAACUACUUGGCCAAGUUCUAAAAUAGGCAUGCUUAUAAAUGAAACACUAAGGCUGUGUUCAGAAUGCAAUUUUAACAUACUGAUUAUUGUGCAAUACAUGCUGAAUACUAACAUAAAAAACAAAUAGUAUGUAAAACAAUACACAUUAUACAACCAUAAACAGUAGUAUUGUCAUAUGGAAAAGUAAAAUAUUUCAUAUUCAAAUAAAUUUCAGCUAAUUCCAGUUCGAUCUUCACUCUGGAAAUGGAAGGUUGAACGCACUGCAUUGUGGGAUACAAUAUUGUUAAAAGUGUUCUUUGUUGUAUACCGGAUUUUGGUAAAUAUAUAUCGCAAAAAUUAUGAGUAAUAUGUUAGUAAACUAUUCUGAACAUAGCCAAAAAUGGCUAAAGAAAGAGUUUGAAGAGUUUUAACGAAUUAAUCAGAGGUGUUUUCUCUUUAUGGAAGAGUGUGUUUGAUUGGCUGGUAUGGGGUUUGACCCACCUGUCACAAACAUGAGAAGUUGCUGUUGUUAAUGAAAGGAGUUGCAAACAGAUCCUAUACAGAUUCUCUUGGGAAAUGGUCUGAACACAAAGCCAUGAUUUACUUUUCUUUCUUUUUUUUUUUUUUUUUUUUUUUGAUGAUGAUUUUAUUUGGCUCAUGUGCUGCCUCUUUUGUGCAUGAGGUUUUGUUCGAAACCUAUGCACCUAUACCCUGUGUUGUUUUAUUGUGUACAACCUCUGAAGGUUUAUCCUGUCUUCAGUGCAAGCAUGACUGCUGGAGACGUCGGGGUGAUGUUUUAUGACGGAGAUGUAAAGAAAAAAGUUGUACAAAGUGAACCAAGCCGAUUUUGUCAAUAAAAAGCAAACUAUU